Molecule: messenger RNA, 513 nt
Organism: Folsomia candida
Lineage: Eukaryota; Metazoa; Arthropoda; Collembola; Entomobryomorpha; Isotomidae
Product: N-acetylaspartate synthetase
Exons: 1
Coding region: 1-513 (170 amino acids)
Molecular function (GO): acyltransferase activity, transferring groups other than amino-acyl groups
Source: RefSeq, a predicted model, not a curated record
AUGGCAUACAAAUUCGCCCCUGCCGGAAAGGAUGACGUUUCCGAUUUGUCUAUUCUUGUAAAUCGCUGCUACCGAGGAAAGGAUCUCGGAGGGUGGACAACCGAGGCAGAUUUUCUUGGCGGGAUCAGAACCACGCCUGAGAUGCUGGAACAACAGUUAAAAGAAGAAUACUUAACCAUGAUCAAAGCUGUGGACCCCGUCACUGGAAAAAUUGUGGGAUGCGUGUACUGUAAAGUGGACGGCACUUCAGUUCACUCGGGAAUGUUGUGCGUGGAGCCUUCAAUUCAAGCAAAAGGACUUGGGAAAAUGCUGAUGCAGGAAGUUGACAACUUUGCACUCAACAACAACUGCACUUCCGUAACUAUUGAUGUCAUUAGCAUUCGGGACUCACUUAUUGCGUUUUACGAGCGAAGAGGAUUCAGGCCAACGGGCAAAACAACGCCUUUUUCAAAGUUUGGAGUUGGAGACGCCAAAAGAGAACUUGUAUUUCAAGAAAUGAAAAAACAAUUAUAA